AUGGCAGCUAUUCUUGCUACACUUGAAGCCAAGAUCAACGACUAUCUCAAACCGAAAAACAAGGAGGACUGGAAGGAGAAGACGUUCACUCAGGCGGAAAAAUUCUCUGGAAUUCCGAGAGAAAGGAUUGUGUCCAUGUCGAUCCUCAUGCUCUCCAUCUACGUGCUCCUCGGCAACUUUUUGCCAUUGUUCUCUCACAUCAUCUGCGUCUUCUGGCCAGUCAAGGAGAGCUUCAAGAUUCUCCGCCAGCAAAAGGCUCCAACGGACAACAUUCUUCUCUACUGGAUCCUCUACGCCAUCGUCUCACUUUUUGACUUCUCGGCACUUCCCGGUGUUCCAUUCUACUACUUCGCCAAAACCGGACUCUUCUUGUCUAUUACAACCAACGGAAUGUAUAAACUGAAAGAAUGGUCUGAGCCAGCCCUUCGUUUCACUGAAUCCUGGGUUCUGGUGACACCACAGCCGGAUGUGGUCGUUGGAAAUCAAUAA
Caenorhabditis briggsae is the source of this 489-nucleotide messenger RNA. Lineage: Eukaryota; Metazoa; Nematoda; Chromadorea; Rhabditida; Rhabditidae. The transcript has 3 exons. The coding region runs from base 1 to 489 and encodes 162 amino acids. The record is from RefSeq and is a predicted model, not a curated record.